Molecule: messenger RNA, 1545 nt
Organism: Pterocles gutturalis (yellow-throated sandgrouse)
Lineage: Eukaryota; Metazoa; Chordata; Aves; Pterocliformes; Pteroclidae
Gene: SGMS2
Product: sphingomyelin synthase 2
Exons: 5
Coding region: 195-1292 (365 amino acids)
Biological process (GO): sphingomyelin biosynthetic process; ceramide biosynthetic process
Cellular component (GO): endoplasmic reticulum membrane; Golgi membrane
Molecular function (GO): sphingomyelin synthase activity; ceramide cholinephosphotransferase activity
Source: RefSeq, a predicted model, not a curated record
CUCUAGAGGAAAGAAAGAUUUGUCUUCAACUUGCUUUACAGUAUCUGAAUAGUGCAAGCACAAUGGACACUUUUUAGUUUUACAGAAAUCAAAAAUCAUAUAGGAACAAGAACGUUGGACUUCGAGGAAUAGCAUACUUCAGAGAGCCCGGAAAUUGGUCACUGAGAAAUCCGAUUUGGCCAUACAGCUUGGGAAUGAAUACCAUUGAGACAGCAAAGCUUGAAGAGCAUAUGGAGGGUCAAAACAAUGACACUUCUAAUGGCUACUCAAGACCUACUCUCUCAGUCAGCGAAGAGAACAAAAAUGGCACUAACAAACCAAAGGGCUUGUCUAAUGGCUUGCGAAAAACAACGAAAAAAUAUCCUGAUUAUAUCCAGAUUGCUAUGCCUGCUGAGUCUAGGAACAAAUUUCCUCUGGAGUGGUGGAAAACGGGUAUUGCCUUCGUCUAUGCUCUCUUCAACUUGAUUCUAACAACUGUCAUGAUCACUGUGGUCCAUGAGAGAGUACCUCCAAAGGAGCUAAGCCCUCCCUUGCCUGACAAAUUUUUUGAUUACGUUGAUCGUGUGAAAUGGGCUUUUUCUGUAUCAGAAAUAAAUGGAAUGAUACUAGUUGGAUUAUGGAUAUUCCAGUGGUUGUUUCUUAGAUACAAAUCAAUAGUGGGACGCAGGUUCUUUUUUAUAAUAGGAACUUUGUAUCUUUACCGCUGUAUUACUAUGUACGUUACCACCUUACCUGUGCCUGGAAUGCAUUUUCAGUGUGCGCCAAAGUUGAAUGGAGAUUCUCAGGCAAAGGUUCAGAGGAUCCUGCGACUGAUUUCUGGUGGUGGUCUGUCCAUAACUGGAUCACACAUCCUGUGCGGGGACUUCCUGUUUAGUGGUCACACUGUGGUAUUAACGCUGAUCUACCUGUUCAUCAAAGAGUAUUCACCACGUCAUUUCUGGUGGUAUCACUUAAUCUGCUGGUUAAUGAGUGCUGCUGGCAUCGUUUGCAUCCUGGUUGCUCAUGAACACUAUACUGUAGAUGUCAUCAUUGCUUACUAUAUCACCACACGGCUUUUCUGGUGGUACCACUCAAUGGCUAAUGAAAAGACUUUAAAGGUCUCUUCGCAGACAAAUUUUCUCUCUCGAGCAUGGUGGUAUCCAAUAUUUUAUUUCUUUGAGAAGAACGUGCAAGGUUCUGUUCCUUGCAGCUUUUCUUGGCCAAUAUCUUGGCCUCCCAGCUGCUUCAAAUCUUCAUGCAAAAAGUAUUCACGGGUUCAGAAGACAGGAGAGGACAAUGAAAAAUCUACCUGAAGAAAAGAAGGAAAGCAUCUGCUCUGUUUUUUCUACCAAAACAUUAAUGCUGUAACCAAAGCUCUUAAGAGGACUUCACUGUACCUGAAGAAGUGGACCAAGCUUCUGUGCAAUUGAUUGGAAAGACAAUUGUUGACAAACAUUUCCUAUGUUUUCCUAUCAUCAGGCUGUACAGACCUAUUCUACUCUUCAGUGCUAAUAGAAUGCACCACUGAUGGGAUUUCAUUAUUAAAGAAAAAAUGGAGCAGGACUU